Syngnathus typhle (broad-nosed pipefish) is the source of this 1645-nucleotide messenger RNA. RefSeq names its product ubiquitin recognition factor in ER associated degradation 1 (gene ufd1l). Gene Ontology annotation, cellular component: VCP-NPL4-UFD1 AAA ATPase complex. NCBI's taxonomy places the organism in Eukaryota, Metazoa, Chordata, Actinopteri, Syngnathiformes, Syngnathidae. The transcript has 12 exons. The record is from RefSeq and is a predicted model, not a curated record. Bases 158 to 1090 code for a protein of 310 amino acids. Gene Ontology annotation, molecular function: polyubiquitin modification-dependent protein binding.
GGCUCCUCUUCGUCAUCGACUACGUCACCCGCACUUCCGGUUUGGGCGGAAGACAACAGUGGAAGUAUUCGGCUUGUAUGUAAAUGUCAAAAUAGCCUAACACAAGCUCGUAUUCUUGUUUUGGGCGCUGCGUGGGACCAAAGACAACCACGUCGACAUGUUUUCCUUCCACCUCUUUGACCACCCGAUGUCCCGUGGCUUCCAGAACCGCUUUUCCACUCAGUACCGAUGCUAUUCUGUGUCGAUGCUGGCGGGUCCCAACGACCGCUCCGACGUGGAGAAGGGAGGAAAAAUCAUAAUGCCACCUUCAGCGCUUGACCAGCUCAGCAGACUUAAUAUCACCUACCCAAUGCUCUUCAAGCUGACCAAUAAGAACUCAGACCGAAUGACACAUUGUGGUGUUCUUGAAUUUGUGGCAGAUGAGGGAAUCUGCUAUCUUCCACACUGGAUGAUGCAGAAUCUGCUGCUGGAGGAAGGCGGUCUGGUCCAGGUUGAGAGUGUUAACCUCAUGGUGGCCACCUACUCCAAGUUCCAGCCGCAGAGUCCGGACUUUUUGGAUAUUACAAACCCCAAAGCAGUCCUGGAGAAUGCUUUGAGGAACUUUGCGUGCCUGACCACGGGUGAUGUCAUAGCCAUCAACUAUAAUGAAAAGAUUUAUGAGCUGCGUGUGAUGGAGACCAAGCCAGACAAAGCAGUAUCCAUCAUUGAGUGUGACAUGAAUGUGGAUUUUGAUGCGCCGCUCGGUUACAAAGAGCCCGAACGCAGGCCUCAUCACCAAGAAGAACCGAGUGAGGAGGACGCAGAUCCAAGCACUUACGCCGAUAUGGACACACGAUUCCGAGCCUUCACCGGUUCUGGCAACCGUUUGGAUGGUAAAACCAAAGGGAUCGAGCCCAGCCCUGCUCCGCUGGGCCCCAGCGACAUUAUCAGAGGUAUCCCCAACUACGAGUUUAAAGUCGGCCGGAUCACGUUCAUUCGAAACUCGAGGCCACUGCCGAGAAGAAUGCCUGACGAUGAUGACGCCAUGAACAGAUUCAUCGCCUUCUCCGGAGAAGGACAAUCAUUACGCAAGAAGGGCAGAAAGCCAUGAUGAGCUCUGGCAAAAAAGAUUUGAAGGCUCAUGUGCACAAACACACACACAACAUGUCUUGUCACCUACGCCUGCAAAGGGAAAACAUUCUUUCAGGCACACCGAGACAACGCUUUGAAAUUGCAGUUGUGCUGUGGAAGUUGGCUUGUACUUGAUUACAACUGGGGCAGUCCCUUUUUUGUUGAAUUGAAGCUGCGAUACAUAAAAUGCUGCCAGCAUUGAUUUUUGUACUCCCAAAUGUGUUGGUGGUUGGUUUAAAUUAUUUUACCAAAACAUGACCAAGAUUCACCUUUGAAGCAUUUUUAUUCGGAUUUGAUUUGCCUCUUACUUGAAGGUUACGUUUGCCUGCUAUUUUCCAUUGUUGACGAUUUACAGUCCACUUCAUACAUUUUGCUCCCCAAUUAUGGCCCAUUGUUGUGACAAAAUGGGUGCAAUAUUUUUUGAACUUGAUCUUAAUAAUGAUGAGAAAUGUGUUGAAUUUUUCCAGUUAUUUUAGGGAUCUCGAAUAUUUUCUUUUUUCUUUAUUUAUAGAUGAAUAAAGGAUUGUUAAAAGUG